Messenger RNA from Rhizophagus irregularis DAOM 181602=DAOM 197198, 1245 nucleotides. Lineage: Eukaryota; Fungi; Glomeromycota; Glomeromycetes; Glomerales; Glomeraceae. The record is from RefSeq and is a predicted model, not a curated record.
AGCAAUAAACAAUUAAUUGAAGGUACACAAGAUAUUCGAGAACUUUUGAAAACAAACGAGGAUUUAACAGCUCAAGUAAAAGAAUUAAUGAAAGAAAAUUCGAAACAACAAAUAGCUCUUGGUAAUUUAACAAAAGUAUCUUGGAAUGAUAAUGAGUCACAAAAUUCAAAAAAAUUAAUUGGUAAUUCAACAAUUCUUGAAGAUGAGUUACAAGGUACUCGAGAUACUCAAGAACUUUCGAAAAGAGAAAACGAGAAUUUAAAAGCUCAAGUAAUAGAAUUAAUAAAAGAAAAUUCGAAACAACAGGCAGCUCUUGAUAAUUUGACAAAUGCAUUUUGGAAUGAUGAUGAGUUACAUAAUUCAAAAAAAUUAAUUCAAUACAUUACAGAUUUACAAGAUAUGCUCACAGAUUUCACAAUGGUUCAAGGAAGUGAUUAUAAGAUAAUUAACAAUGAAGCAAAUGCUCUUUUAAGAGCUUUUAGAUGCGAAGUAAAUUGUCCUAGUUUGCGAGCAAGCCUUGUUUUAGGAUUUUUACUCCAGAGGGUUAUAAUUGUCAAAAUUUUAGUAGAAGUUGAAAAAUAUUUAAAUGGCAUGCUUGAAGGAAGUCGAGGGACGGCUCUUGAGAGAGAUAUUGUAAAUACCACCGAAACCUUAAUUAAUCAGACAAUAUUACUUGAAAAAAAUCGGAAGGGAGAAGACGAUAUCACUAAGAUUACGCCAAUCAAAAUUCGGCAGCAUGUUUACUCAGCUCUUAGUUGUCGUGGUUUUCCAAGUGAUCACUCUUUAAUCACAACCACAGCAAGUAAAUUGUUACAUAAGAUAAAUCGAUUUAGAAAAAUUGUAGAUGAAGAAACUAAAAAUGAAAUGGAUGAUUUGGCUAUUCAAAUAACUCAUAAAGUUAUUAAUAUUUUUUUUUUUAGUUUUAAAACACAAGCUUCUGUACCAACUUAUAAAUUUUUCGAUGCUGGUCAAGCCUUGGAACCGCAUCUCAUGCAAGGAGCUUUUGGAAAUGAUGAUUCUGAAAAAUCGGAAGUGGAAGUUUGCGGAUUUCCUUGCAUCGGCAUAUUUACCGGUGAUGAAUUGAGUGAUAAAAUUUUUAUAAAAGCGCAAAUUAUUCCAAGAUCGAAGCGUUUAUAAAUUAUCGUCAUAAGUAAAAUUUUCGAUAACCAUAAUUGCAAUCAAAGGGGGUUAUGGAAUGAACCUGAAACAGAAGUAGUAAUAUUUAUUUUAUAUAUAUGAAAUAAA